CUCAAAAGAGGACCAGGAUACUAAAUCGUGAAAAGCAGAGGUAGGCGCUCAGGAAAGGAGAAAAAAAAGAGGGGGGCUGGGAUAUUUUUUAGGCGUCCCGUCAUUAUUGGUAAGGCAGAGUUAGAGUCAGAGUGUGUGCGUGUGUGUGAGAGAGAGAGAAAGGGAGAGAAAGAGAGAGAGACGGCCGAUGAUGACAGCGGUCGUCCUUCUCUCGGACUCAGCUUUGUGACCGACUGACGGACAGCACCAGCAGCCGAAGAAGAAACUUAAGAUACUCACAACGAGAUUCGAGACGUGAAGCUUUUGCCAGACUGAUUGAACAGAAAACGAGAAAGGAACAAAACCACCUGGGGAAGAUCUACAGACUAUGAGGGCAUAUUUGUGUGACGGACUAGACCUCAGCUGUCACACAGAUACAUGAACGGGUGUUCAAGUCUCCAUGGGAAACUGAAUGAGACGCUUCACAAGGGAGGAACCAGGGGAAAAAUAAAAACAGCUCAGGGAGGCUUUGUGAGAUAGAGAGAGAUAUUGGACUCCAUUGAAGAAAAAGGAGAAGGGAGUGAUUGACACCUGCCCUCCAGCUCGGUGUGAAGGGCAAAGGAUGGGAGAGUGAGAGGAGGGGAAUGAAGUGAAAAGAAAACACAGGAGAGAAUGAAGACAGCCAGAAAACAAGAGCUGCCUUAUUACAUUCCUUGCGCAAAUUAGAACGUCUUUUGACAAGACAAGACAAGAUGAUUGCAAGAAAUCUGCUACUGUUGGUUUUCUUGUCCCUUUGGGAGGCGCCAUUGAGAGGAGCCUCAGCUAGUAAGAUUGUACGCCGGAGAGGAGUGGCUGGAUUACACAUGGCAAGGCGAGCGGAGAGCAAAUCUGUAGACCAAUGGGAUGAGAGCGAGGAUUCAAAUGCAAUGCCCAUGGUUACUCUGGGAAACCUGAUAAGUCAUGAGCAACUGAGCGACUCAGAAUUCCCUUACUCCAAAGUUAUGUUGAAUAACAAGGAGAGGAAAUCUAUCAAGCCUAAGCGUGAGGUCGACUCGGUCAGUAAAAAAGAGGGAACAUCAAAUAUGUUAUCUGGUAACAAGGCAGUAAACCUGGAUAUGAGGAGAGUUAAAAACAAUACAAAAGGUGCAGAGACUUCCAGUACGGGAAGGUUAGAGAAAUCAUUCAUGAUCCAUCACAAGGUGGAACUACAUUCCAAUAAAACCAGGGUAAAAUCCGGAUCAAGGUCCAGGACCAGACCUGAUUUGAGUGUUCACACUACAGGUAUGCCUGGAAAAGGGUUCAGUGUAGAUAGAAGCCGAAAGCUGAACCUCACUGGUAGUUAUGGAGUACUAAAACUGCUGUCAAAAGAGAACUUAGUAAGGAUUGUCAAUUCCCAAAUGCAGAAAGUUCCUGGUCUCGGCUUUCCGAGCAAGGGCAGCCGGAGCAGGAAGAGAGAUUUGAUUGACGUUAAUCAUGGACAAUUAGAGACUCAGAAGGAGCAGAGACAAGAUAUGGCUGCCACUCAGCCUCACAUUGAGUUUGAUAAUCAGACUGCAUUUCCAUAUGCAAGCACAGUUACCAGCCCAGACCUUUACCUGCACCAGAACACUGCUACUCAUAUUAAUAUGCCAAGUGAGGCCAAGCCAGCUUUAAAUAAAGGGCAAGAUGGCUUGGGAAUACAGAGCUCAGACGGUGGUGAUAACAAGAGCAAACACCUCAUUCGUUUCCUGUCAACACCUCGCAGCGAGGUCAGCUUUGGCCCUGAGAAAGACGCUUUGAUGAUGAGACAAACCGAACCACCAUUUACAUCGACAAAACAUCUCCCUAUGUAUGUUCUUCCAGAAACAAAUAAUUCUCCUCCAUCUGUGCUGACAAUGCAACCCCUGGGAGCAAGAGGGGGGAACAGAGCAGCAGAUUCCCGCAGAGACCCAUUAACAGAGUCUGCUCACACUGCUAAAACGGAUUCCGGCAUGGCUAAGUUUCUUACAGAUGAAGACCACAAACUUGUCAACAGCAGUCAUGUCCUAAGGCUUCAACCUGCUCCCAAAUGGAGCUACAGCACAAAGGAAGCUGAAAUCCAAGCAGCUGACCCAGAAAAUGGAAAUGGCCUCGUGUUUGAAGAAGCAUCGGAGUCAGACACAGAGAAGGAGGCGCGGGAGUCUUUGGAGGCGAAGCGGUCACGCUCUCGCAGCAGGAGAAGCUGGAUCUGGAACCAGUUCUUUGUAAUAGAAGAAUAUGCUGGACCAGAACCUGUGCUCAUCGGACGGCUCCACACUGACAUGGACAGGAAUGAUGGCCGCACCAAGUAUAUCCUGCGAGGUGAGGGGGCGGGCUCGGUGUUCGUGAUAGAUGAGAAAACGGGUAACAUUCACGUCACCAAGCCCCUGGACCGGGAAGAGAAGGAUGAGUACCGUCUCGUCGCCACGGCCACCGACAAGCAGACUGAACGUCCCCUGGAACCGUCGUCACAGUUCAUAAUUCGGGUGCAAGACAUCAAUGACAACCCUCCAGUCUUUGAUGAAGGCCCCUACAGCGCCACUGUCCCUGAGAUGGCAAAUAUAGGCACGUCCAUAAUCCAGGUGACAGCGGCAGAUGCUGAUGACCCGACAUACGGGAACAGCGCCAAGCUUGUGUACACACUGGUGCAGGGCCAGCAGUACUUCUCCGUCGAUCCCCAGACAGGGAUUUUACGCACAGCGGUCCCUGACAUGGACAGGGAGACCCAGGACCAGUUCUUAGUGGUCCUUCAGGCCAAAGACAUGGGGGGGCACCUGGGAGGAUUAUCCGGGACCACCACUGUUACUGUUAAGCUCACGGAUGUCAACGACAACCCUCCUCGUUUCACCCAGAGCAUGUGGUCCUUCUCGGUUUCCGAACUUGCCAUCCCAGGCGCAGAGAUUGGACGCAUCUCCGCAACCGACGCAGACCUCGGUGAGAACGCCAAGUUGGAAUACACCAUCCUGGAGGGGGAGACGGGGGACACCUUCAACAUCACCGGAGUGAACCAGGAGGCAGUCAUCAGCCUGAACAAGCCUGUGGACUAUGAGAGUCGGAGUUCCUAUUCCUUCUCUGUGGAGGUUCUCAACCCCAUAGUGGACCCACGUUUUCUACGCCGAGGCCCCUUCAAAGACAGGGCUUCAAUCCGAGUAGCCGUGCUGGAUGCUGAUGAGCCUCCAAGAUUCUCUCGAUCCAGAUACCACAUGGAUGUUUCUGAGAACUGCCCACCAGCCUGCACUGUGGGCCGGGUCAGCGCCGUAGACCCGGAUACCGGUCUUACUAAUAAUAUCAGAUUCUCCAUCGACCCACAGUCAGAUCCGGAGGCCCUGUUUCGCAUCAGCUCAGAAACCGGCCUCAUCACCACGGCUAUGGAGCUGGACCGGGAGCGGGAGCACUGGCACAACAUCACUGUCAUCGCCACCCAGAGGGACAAUCCCAGCCAGGUGUCCAGAGUUCUGGUUGCAAUAGAGACAUUAGACCUCAACGACAAUGCACCCGAGCUCGACAGGCAAUACACAACAGCCUUGUGUGACUCAUCCAAUGCUGGACAGGUGGUGCAGGUGUUGCGCGCGAUUGAUAGAGAUGAGGGAGGGAACGACAGCACUGUGUAUUUCAGCAUCCCUUCAGAAUCCGGUGUUGCCCUCAACUUCAGCAUCAGAGACAGUGGUGGCCCCACAGCCAGCCUGGUGCUUCUGUCCCAGCUCCAGCCGUUAGCUCGCUCCCCGUCCUCCACCUUGACGCUGUACGUUCCGCUCGUCCUCAGGGACGGGACGUCAGGGCUCACCAGCACGGGGACGGUCACAGUGUCUGUCUGUCCCUGUCUGAGGGGAGGGGCCCGCGCCGAGGAGAAAGAGAAGGAUAAGCAGACGGAGGCAGACUGGGACUGGGAAAGAGAAGCAGUGUGUCUGCCUCAGCAGUCCAUGCUGCCCUCCCCAGGGCUCAGCACUGCUGCACUGCUGGCUAUCCUAGCUUGUGUUGCUACACUACUGGCAGUGAGCGCCCUGUCGCUGUCACUGCGCCGUCAGAAGAGGGACUCCCUAUCGCCUCUGGAGGAGGACGACGUGCGCGAGAACAUCAUAACGUACGAUGACGAGGGCGGAGGGGAGGCCGACACGGCCGCUUUUGAUAUCGCCGCGCUCCAGAGCGCUCCACACACCUCCCGCUCUCGAGGCUAUCGCACCCUAGACAGCAGGAAUGUACGUUACUCCCAGCAUGCUCCAGACAAAGGUCGCAACUACGGCUGGCCCCAAAAUCCAGGUGUGGACCACAGCUACUCGGCACCAGGAGGACCCCUUUAUGGUCGUCUCUGCUACAGCAGCCACACCCUGCCGGUUCUCCGUCGUGCACCAGGCGGAACCUUUGAUCCAGGCCUGGCAGAGCUGUCGUACUGCAUUCCUGGAGGCCAGCCGGAACACUCCCUGGUCAUCCAGAACCAAGCGGCCAUGGUUGGGCCAAUGGAGUCGGGGGCAGUAUACAUAGCUCCUACAGACCUCAGCACAGGAAGCCGAACGGGCAGUCGAACUGGGAGCCGUGAUGGAACAGCGCCCCAGAGUGGAGUGAGCACAUCAGACGGAGGAACUCCGAGGACUAGCAACAGUCAGGAAAGAGGAGGCGGGACUGGUCCUGGCAGCAGUUCUAUGGACGGAAGUAAUGAGGAUAAAAACAAUCACAAUCAGGAAAUGGACUGGGUGCAGUCGGAGACGUUGCCCAGAGAGCACAGCCUUGUCAUGACCCGCUCCGGCUCCCUGAUGGGCCAGGGUCACAGCAUGGGAGGAUGGGUUUGUGACCCGGCUACCCUCCCCUUGGCCGGACGUAAGGCUUCCCGGUCUGCCCUGUCCCCGAAACGUAUUGGCUCCGGCCUACCUGAACAUGACCCCAGCGGGGAAGGAGGAGGAAGUGAAGGCGUGGGGGAAGAGGGAAGAGGAAUCGGGAAUGGCGUGGCUUCCAGAGAUGCACAAUCAGUUAGUGGACGCAACUACGCCACUGUCCUCCAGGGGGAGGUAUCUGGACAGAGGGACUACACCAGCAGCCUGGGGAGAGGGGGACUGGAGAUGGGAAGCAGCUUUGUUGUGGCGAGACCGGACAGGGAGAAUGGAGGAAUCCCACUGACUGGAACGCCAUCUGUCUUCCCAGAGGCAGCUGGAUUUAUUGGGGAUUGGCGGGAGCAAAUGGGUUUGGGGGGGUAUGUUUUGGGCAGGAGGGACAUGAGCCCUCAGCUUUUACCUUUCCCAGGGCAGCAGAGGGGAACGUUUGGUGGAGUGAUGGGUUAUGGGCCCGGCUGGGUUCCUGGAAUGGAAGCAACAAGAGGGCCGCAGGGGCCCGGCGGUCCCUCCUUGGCACUGAGAGUGGGUGAGUUCCUACGGCUGCGUCUCGCCCAAGUCACUUUUGACCCUUCCCAGCCUCCGUACGACUCUGUGCAGGUGUACGGCCUGGAGGGGACAGGAUCCAGAGCUGGGUCCCUCAGCUCUCUGGAAAGUGAUGGAGAGAAGGAGGAUUGGGGCGUGGGGCUUGAAGACUGGGGGCCUCAGUUCCAGAAACUAGCUCAGCUCUUUAAAAACAGAGAAAAAGCUAGAGAAGAUAAUGAAAAAGUUGAACAAGUUGCCAAAAAGGAGAGGGAUCAGAAAGAAGAAUUGGAAAAGAAAGAGAAAAGGGAGGUGGAGGAGGUCAGCAAUGAGGGGAAAGACUGAAGAGAGCAAAAAGGGAAAUCAGUGGGGGUUAAAGGAGGCAGUGGGGAAGGGAAGGACCUGGAAGGUGAUGAAAAGGCAACUAGAGGUAGAAUAAUGUGAAGAGAAGUUAAAGGAGAGAAAGAUGAAGAGGCAAAGUAAUAAAAACAGACAGAGAAAAAUGAGCCAAGGGAGGAUGGGGAAUGUGAGGGCAGGAGAGGGAGUGAUUGAUGUGAUUUAAAGCAAUAAGUGUUGAAACGCUGAUAUGGUUGAGCACAGAUACUGAGACAAUGCGGAGGCAACAUUGGCUCGGGGCAGCAACAAUUUGUUAAACGCUCUGGACAAACAAAAACAAUUCAAACAUCCCAGACUCGAUUUAAUUCAGCCAGCACGUAUGGAAUGAGAAUUAGCAGGAAAACAAGGACAGAGAUGCUACUUGUUGUGGUGUAUGUGUGUGUGUGUGUGUGUGUGUUUCUGUGUUUGUGUGUCUGGGAGUGAGAAAGUAUGGCUAUGUAGUGCAUUAUUCAGACACACCAGUCUGCGUAAGUGUGAGGAAAUAAACAAAGAUUAAUAAAGAGAUGUGGAGUAGAAAUCAAAAUACCCAGGGACAAUUUAAAGAGGGGAAUAGCAAGUGGUGCUACACAGGCGCCGUUUUUGGUAUUUGAAAUGAUCCACGGAGUCAGAAACUAGAAAACACAAAAAGUGGUAGGAAGGAUACUGGGAUACAGAGGGAAUGGGAAGGCAGGAAUGUAAAGCAUCAGAAAUGAUCUUAUAAGUGAAGUGAUUGUACAGAAAACUAUUACAUUUUAUACCAUCUGCUGGGGCAGAAAAGUGAAUAAUUCAGCUUGAUAAUCCAUUCCAAAUGAAAAUCAUGAAUCAUUUAAAUCCCACAAAAGAUUCCAACCUUCCUUUUAGCUCACAAGGAAAACAGACAUUGUGAAAAAAUUUAAUGAUUUAGGGAUGUUAUUCCCCACCCUCCCAACACCCUCACCCGUCUCGUUUUGUAGUUGAGUGUUGAUAUGUUUACAGAGAUUUUACACUCUAACACCUCCAAACAAAAAGGACUGAAUAAAGUUAAACAUUGAUUGUAUUAAAGCAAACAUAUUCUACAGCACCUCGAAAAGUUUUCAUUCCCCUUGAACCUUUUACAUUUUUGUAAUGGCUUACAGCAACACAAAGUAGUGCAUAUAUGUGAAGUGGAAGGAAAAUAAAACAUGGUUUUAACAAUGUUUUUGCAAAGGAAAAUCUGAAAAGUGUGGUGUGUAUUUAUAUUUAGCCUCACUGAUUCUAUAUUUUGUAGACCCACUUUCUGCUGCAAUCACAGCUGCAAGUCUCUUGUAGAAUGUCUCCACCAGCUUCGCACAUUUCCUGACUGAAAUUUUUGCCUGUUCUUCUUUGCAAAGUGUAUCAAGCUGUUGGUUGGAAAGCAUCUGUGAAGAGAUAUUUUCAGGUCUUCAAAUGGGACUGCUAUUUUCAUCAAUGGCUUUUUUGCCACUACUUCACAAUAAAGGCCAGAUUUGCAGUGUAGGACCAAUAGUUGGUCUGUUGACAACUUCUCCCACCUGAGCUGUGGAUCUCUGCAGCUCCUCCAGAGUUUUCCUGGGCCUCCUCACUCGUUCUCUGUACUAUGUUCUCCUUGCCCGGCCUGUCAGUUUAGAUGAAUAGUGAUAUUGACACGGGGAAUAAAAGUUAACCGUCAGUUGUGUCCUGGACAGGUUUUCUGUUGGUUAUUGUCCGGAAAAGUAAAUUGAUAUUUAGUCCCCCCCCCCCCCCUCCCUCCCUCUGUUGUGCAGUAUAAACACUCUAAGAUUUGUGUAAAACAUUGCCAGCUCUGGGUGGCUAACGACACUGAAGCUGGUGUCUGACAUAAAGCUUACAAUUUGAUCUCAAACUAAAGUACUAUUUCACAUUAGGACUGCAUUCAAUCUCCACUUUAUUCAAAAUGUAAAAUCAUUUAGAGAUGGCAAACCUGAAUUGUCUACACUGAAUACUUCCUCUUGCCAAAUGGGCUUCAUCAAGGAAGUGGAUGUGUAUUUGGUUGUGUGUGGAGGUUGGCGGGCAGGAUGGAAAUGGAGGGGGUCCCACAGAACGUCCUUCAUGCUACAAUCAUCACUGAUGGGGUGGAGUUAAACAGCUGCAUUUCUGCUGGGAUUAAAUUUCACACAGGGGGAAUUUGUUGGCUAAUUAGGUGACUUUUAAAGCCAAUCCACUGGAUUGUAUUUAGGGGUGUCCGAGCAUAAAGGGUAAAAUGCAGAUGUACGCCAAACUGUUGAGAUUGUCUUUUGGAAAAAAUAGGAACCAUGUAUCCUAUUGCUUCAGCUUUAGAACUAUGCACUACUUUCUGAUGGCUAAUUGUAUACAAUCCAAGUAAAAAGCGUUGACGUUUGUGGUUGCAACGUAACAAAAUAUGAAAAGGUUCCAGAGUUAGAAAUACUUUUGCAAAGUACUGUACAAGCAUUCAGCUCACUUUUUAAAGCAUCAAACAUUCAGUUAUAAAACAGCUUUUAUCUGUUAAAUCUGCUGUUUUUCUUUCUCUUUUUAUGUGUACCUGCGUGGCACCCUACUGUAGUCUCACUGUACGCACCUUGAGGACAUAAUAUGCAUGAUUUCUGAAAACAAGUGGGGGUAUUCAGUGCCGAUUACUUACUUGUUUGAACACUUGUACUGCCGAACUGAAAUUUCCCAUGGAUUUCUUAGUUAAAUAGUAGGGGUGCACCGCCACAGAGACUCCCACCACAGGCUGUUGUGUUGUUGUCAAAGGUCAUAAUGCAAAUGAGUUUGAGUUUUCAGCUGGAAUGCACUUUUAUACUGUGUGAUGUUCAGUAACAGAUCAUGAACAAUGUCAAAGAUAACACUUGUUUUAUAAGAUGUCGAUGAAAAGAUACAUUGUUUGACUGUAUGUAAAAUCAUUUUAAAUGUACAUACCACUGAAUAAUACUGCUGAAAGAUACUCUAUAAGAUUUUAAAAAAUGAGUUUGAAAAAAAUUAUUUAAGUGUUCAAAUGGAGCACUGUUGGGACUAUCUGUAUGUAUUGUAGAUUAGAAAUCGAUCGACUGAGCUGGAAUAAAAGCAGCACCCUGUAUUCAACAUUUGUAAAUGGGUUCAUCAUGUUGUAGCCCUUCUCUUGAAAAUGGACAAGCCAACCAUUUAAUUAUACAUGUGGCCUCUGGCAGACGCUUGUUGUGCAAAACAGUGGUGUAGUUACAGAAAACCUGUUGGAAAGCCUGUCCCACUAAACAACUCAUUUGAAAGAAAUUGUGUGAAUUAAUACACACACAUACACACGCUUACAUACACACACAUGCACAAAAAUCUGUAUUUCAUUUCUAUUAUGCACUAAAAUGGAAUAUGUCAGUACUUGGUUCUGCCUGAGAGAGAUGGAGGUUUUAUAGAUACUUAUCUCUCUUUGGGAAUUUAAUAAACUGUGAAUUAAGGGAAA
Messenger RNA from Girardinichthys multiradiatus, 9078 nucleotides. RefSeq lists its product as uncharacterized. Gene Ontology annotation, molecular function: calcium ion binding; cadherin binding. Lineage: Eukaryota; Metazoa; Chordata; Actinopteri; Cyprinodontiformes; Goodeidae. The transcript is spliced from 16 exons. The record is from RefSeq and is a predicted model, not a curated record. Gene Ontology annotation, biological process: cell morphogenesis; multicellular organism development; cell-cell junction assembly. Gene Ontology annotation, cellular component: plasma membrane; adherens junction; catenin complex. The coding region runs from base 732 to 5663 and encodes 1643 amino acids.